ACGAAAACCACAAAAAAACAUAACACAACCAAAGCUUAUUACAGGCUUACAUCAACAUGACUGUAGAGUAGUUUUCAGACACAUCAAAUUAAUUUUAACCACUCCAUCACCUAAAUGAACGCCGUCUCAUUUAUAGCUCUGUCCAAAUAUUUGAAGAUCAUCAACUACCCUUCCUCUCUUUAUUAUUACUCUACUCAUCGUCUAUGCCGCGACCCUCUCUCCCCCUCGUCUCUCUCUCCCCUCCCACAUCGCACCAUUUGCUUCUUCUUCUUCUUCUUCUCGUUCUUUCUCGUCGUCGCAUCCCGGUACGCUUAUGGAGGUCGUCAAGAAAGUUUAUAGGCAAGGGACUGCAGCUGCUGAUAGCAUUGCUAUCAGAGCUGAACAUAAAAGUUACAGUUACAAACAACUCAUCUCAUCUGCGUGGGAGAUAUCCGACCUGUUAUGUAACAGUGGCUUAGAAACCGCUGAUGGUGUAGGAGGAUGUAAACAUCUUGGUGGAGCUCGAAUCGGAAUCGUGGCUAAACCUUCAGCAGAGUUUGUUGCUGGGAUACUAGCAACUUGGUUUAGUGGAGGUGUUGCAGUUCCACUAGCACUCAGCUACCCAGAGACUGAGCUCUUACAUGUGAUGAAUGAUGCUGAGAUAUCUAUGGUACUUAGCACUGAAGAUCAUCAGGAGUUGAUGCAAAAUGUUGCUGAUAAAUGUGCUGCUCAAUUCUCUCUCAUUCCGUCUGUUCACAGAAUUUCUUCACAUGAAAGUGUACAUGAUCAUUCACAAGUUGAAGAAAUAGCUUUAGAAAAAGGUGACGAUCCAGCAUUAAUUAUCUACACAAGUGGAACUACAGGGAAACCUAAAGGCGCAGUUCACACACACAAAAGCAUCACUGCACAGGUUCAAACUUUGGCAGAAGCUUGGGAGUACUCAUCCACUGAUCAAUUUCUCAAUUGUUUACCGCUACAUCAUGUUCAUGGAUUUUUCAAUUCUCUAUUUGCCCCUAUCUAUGCAGGCUCCACGGUUGAGUUUAUGCCAAAAUUUAGUGUGAGGGGAAUCUGGCAAAGAUGGCGUGAAUCUUAUCCUCCUAAUGGGAGUAAGGCUGAUGAUGCUAUAACGGUGUUCACUGGGGUUCCAACAAUAUACUCUCGACUGAUUCAAGGUUAUGGAGCAAUGGACUCAGAUCAACAGGCAGCUUCUGCCUCUGCUGCAAGACAGUUGCGGCUGAUGAUGUCUGGCUCCUCUGCUCUCCCGCUUCCUGUCAUGCAAGAAUGGGAAGCCAUCACUGGCCAUCGCCUUUUGGAAAGAUAUGGCAUGACUGAGUUUGUCAUGGCAAUAUCAAAUCCCUUAAGAGGUGUGCGGAAGGCAGGGACUGUGGGUAAACCAUUUCCUGGGGUGCAGGUCAAAAUUGCAGAAGAUCAGAAUGAAAAUGAUACAACAGGCGUGGGUGAGCUCUGCAUCAGAAGUCCUUCCAUGUUUAAGGAAUAUUGGAAACUUCCUCAGGUAACUGAGGAUUCAUUUACUGAUGAUGGCUUCUUCAGGACUGGGGAUGCUGGUAAAAUAGAUGAAGAUGGUUACUACGUCAUUUUGGGACGUACAAGUGCAGAUAUCAUGAAAGUUGGGGGAUACAAAUUAUCUGCAUUAGAAAUUGAAUCGGCACUUUUGGAGCACCCAGUUGUUGCAGAAUGUUGCGUUUUGGGUUUGCCUGACAAAACCUAUGGAGAUGCUGUGUGUGCUAUAAUUGUGCCAGAGGACGCAGUAAAGAGAAAACAAGAGGAGUCAUCAAAGCCUGCUAUAAGCUUGGAAGAACUACGCGAGUGGGCUAAAGACAAACUUGCACCAUACAAGCUACCUACUCGAUUGUUUCUGUGGGAGUCACUGCCUCGUAAUGCUAUGGGAAAGGUAAACAAAAAGGAGUUGAAGAAAGUUCUUGCGGCUGAAUAAUAAAUUUGCUUGUUGUAAGGCCAAAGCAUUAGAUGUAUGGCGCAUUCCACACAUAUCUAUAUAGAGUUAGACUGAAAAAUGCAUUCAUCUGUCGUUGAAACACAGAUGAGACUAAAAAUAAAAUGAAAAGCAAUCAAUUGUUCAGGCUAUUGCAUUGCAUCUGUUGCUGGUGGUAGUUUAUAUGAUGUAGGUCGGGUUAGUGAGCAAUUAUGCUAUAUGCUAUUCUACCUUCUGUAGAGCCAAAAUCUCCCCAAGAACAUGUGUCUGGAUGAUAUUCAAUAAUCUAUCAAUAUAAUAUCCGAUCUAUUUACUACAA
Messenger RNA from Populus trichocarpa (black cottonwood), 2249 nucleotides. Its product is annotated as probable CoA ligase CCL8. The transcript is spliced from 17 exons. The record is from RefSeq and is a predicted model, not a curated record. Gene Ontology annotation, molecular function: medium-chain fatty acid-CoA ligase activity. Gene Ontology annotation, biological process: fatty acid metabolic process. The coding region runs from base 314 to 1933 and encodes 539 amino acids. Lineage: Eukaryota; Viridiplantae; Streptophyta; Magnoliopsida; Malpighiales; Salicaceae.